Messenger RNA from Aplysia californica (California sea hare), 1101 nucleotides. Its product is annotated as monocarboxylate transporter 14. Gene Ontology annotation, biological process: monocarboxylic acid transport; transmembrane transport. NCBI's taxonomy places the organism in Eukaryota, Metazoa, Mollusca, Gastropoda, Aplysiida, Aplysiidae. The transcript has 5 exons. The record is from RefSeq and is a predicted model, not a curated record. Bases 1 to 1101 code for a protein of 366 amino acids. Gene Ontology annotation, molecular function: monocarboxylic acid transmembrane transporter activity.
AUGACGGUAGAGAGUAGCCGAAACGGAGGUGUGGAUUCUACACGAUUACCCCAAGACGACAGCUCGAAGAAGGUUUCGCAUCAGAAUGGAGAAAUUUCACGUCCAGAAGGCGAUAAAACACUCAAUGAGAGACGUUUUUCUCAGGAUACAAAUGGUUUAGAUAAGACAGAAGAUGUACUUCUUAAACUUGAUGAUGGUCGUAUUCAGAACAGUCCUGGCGGUCAGUCACUGGACAAGCCCGUGCCCAGGGCGGUGUCUGACACAAACCUCGCGUCCGAUGCAGCUACAACGACACAGUGUGGCGACCAGAACAGACACCAGGGGAACCUGGCAGACGACAACACCCACGAUGAAAAAGAUUCUGCUAAAACUUUGUGGAGAAAGUCAUCACGUGACGGAUACUCCAGCCCCAGUAAACCCGCCAGAGACAGCGACGACGACGAUGAAGACGGAGACGUUGAAAAUGGAAACGACAGAAUUUCCGAAGACCCCGUGCCAUACGACAAAGGCUGGGCUUGGAUGAUCACACUAGGAGCAUUUAUCGUCCUGCUGCUGGUGCCCGGUUAUCACGUGGUCAUGUCCGUUAUGCUGCUUGACAUUGUGGAUCACUACCAGACUUCCGUCACCAUGGUAACUGUGAUGCAGUCUCUCGCUUCACUGACUUUCUGCUUUUCUUGUCAACUGUCGAUGAACUUGCUCCUUCCUCAAACGUCUUUCCGAGUGACCACUGUCACGGGAGCGGUGGUCAACGCAGGCUGCACUUUGCUCAUGACCUUUGCCCCCAGCAUGGAGGUCUUCACAUUACUGAACGUGCUCAAAGCUUUAGGUCAAGGCGGGAUGGUGGCUCCGGCCUUGACCCUUGUGGGCCUGUACUUCCGGCGACGAAGGGCUCUGGCCUCCUCCAUCUCUCUGCUGGGCGUCAGUUUCGCGUCCAUCCUGGUCCCUCAGCUCACGGGCUACAUCAAGGAGCAGUACGGCUUCUCCGGAUGUUAUCUGCUGCUCUCUGCUUACGAGUUACACCUCAGGCUGAAGAACCAGCAGUCGACUAUCUCUGAUGUCUUGCAGAGGAACGCAAAGACUGAGAGAAGAAUCACAAAAUAA